GCGGUCACGUCACCACAAACACGCGCACAGAGGAGGCAGUGUAUGCAGAGCAGCGGAGACUCCCAAGGUGCCAAACACACACGCACACACUCACAAACUCACACUCACUUUCCUCCGCCUCCUUAGUCUGGAGGAGGAACGACGGAGCGAGAAGGAGCCGAAAACAUCCCGGAACAUUUGGAAACAUCGAAACAGGGAAGUUGCGGAGCGCGUGAGCAGCAGCAUGUUCAGCUGGGUGAAACAGGAGCAAGGUGGACGCAACAAGGACGGAGAGAUGUACCAGACGGUGACGGAGGGGCUGCAGAGCCUCUACCUGAAGAAGCUGCUGCCGCUGGAGGAGACCUACCUCUUCCAUGACUUCCACUCUCCGGCCCUGGAGGCCGCCGACUUCCAGAGCAAGCCCAUGGUGUUGCUGGUAGGCCAGUACUCCACCGGGAAGACCACCUUCAUCAGGUACCUGUUGGAGCAGGAUUUCCCAGGUAUGCGUAUCGGUCCUGAGCCGACCACCGACGGCUUCAUCGCCGUGAUGUACGGUGAGAACGAGGGCAUCAUCCCCGGUAAUGCUCUGGUGGUCGACCCCAAGAAGCCGUUUAGGAAGCUCAACGCGUUCGGAAACUCCUUCCUCAACAGGUUCCUCUGCACCCACGUAACUAAUUCAGUUUUAGACUCCAAUAGUGUCCUCGAUGACCCUCAACUUUAUUCUGAAAGGAUGAACUUCCUGUCUGCAGGUUAUGACUUUGCAGAGGUGCUGCGUUGGUUCGGGGAGCGUGUGGAUCGGAUCAUUCUGCUGUUCGACGCUCACAAACUGGACAUUUCAGAUGAGUUCUCCGAAGCCAUCCGAGCCUUCAAAGGACAAGACGACAAGAUCCGAGUCGUCCUCAACAAGGCCGACCAGGUGGACACGCAGCAGCUGAUGAGGGUAUACGGCGCCCUCAUGUGGUCACUGGGGAAAGUGAUCAACACUCCAGAGGUGGUGAGAGUCUAUCUGGGAUCCUUCUGGGGCAAACCGCUGCAGAACUCUGAGAACAGGCGUCUGUUUGAGGCGGAGUCUCAGGACCUGUUCAAAGACAUCCAGAGCCUCCCGAGAAACGCAGCGCUCCGUAAGCUCAACGACCUGAUCAAGAGAGCGAGGCUGGCCAAGGUGCACGCUUACAUCAUCAGCUACCUGAAGAAGGAGAUGCCGUCUCUGUUUGGAAGAGAGAAGAAGAAGGAGGAGCUUAUCUCCAGGCUGCCUGAGAUCUACUGCAUCCUUCAGAGGGAGCAUCACAUCAGCCCCGGCGACUUCCCCAACGUCACCAAGAUGCAGGACAUGUUGCAGCACUACGACUUCAACAAGUUCCCGUCCCUGAAGAUAAAGCUGGUCGAGUCGGUGGACAAGAUGUUGGCCACCAAGAUCGCCAGCCUGAUGUCGAUGAUCCGCGAGGAGGAGUCCAAGGCGCCGCCGGCUAUGGUGUCCGGCGGUGCCUUCGAGGGCUCCCAGGAAGGGCCCUUCGGUCAGGGCUACGGCGAGGGCAUCAGCGCCGGGGCGGACGCCGAGGACUGGAUUGUCAGCCGCGAGAAGCACCGCUACGACGAGAUCUUCUAUAUGCUGAUGCCCAUCAACGGCAAGAUUACCGGCGUCAAUGCCAAGAAGGAGAUGAUGAACUCGCGGCUGCCCAACACCGUGCUGGGGAAGAUCUGGAAGCUGGCCGACUGUGACCGCGACGGCAUGCUGGAUGACGAGGAGUUCGCGCUCGCCCAGCACCUCAUCAAGGUGAAGCUGGAGGGCUACGAGCUGCCCGGAGAGCUGCCCGAACACCUGGUGCCCCCAGCCCACCGCAAGAACCCCACCGACGCCGAUGAAAACAACACCCUGUACAACCACAGCGAGGACUAGAGCGCCAACGGGGGGGAGGGGGGGACACUGACCGAGUGUACAAAACCACCUGAUGUUCAGACUCACUGGAGAACCAAUCAGCCAACUGACGGACGGUCAAAGAUUUAGGAUUUACUCGCCACCGACACGGAUCAUAUAUAUAUAUAUCUAUAUAUAUAUAUAGAUAUAGAUAUAGAUAUGUAUCUACAAAUUCAAUUCACCAAAGAAGAAAAACACUCCUGCUUUAAUCUGGACGCUUUUAUUUUGAAAGAGGACACUGUUGUAAGGACAUUUCAACUUCCUGUCUUAAUUUUUUCCGUCAUAUUCCCCUGAAUGUCUCAAUGGGUACUUCUCAAGUCUCUUGAUUGUCGUUUCCUCGCUUCUCGAUCCUCGCUUGAACCGGAAGUUGUUUCUGCG
Messenger RNA from Anarrhichthys ocellatus (wolf-eel), 2272 nucleotides. It is a transcript of the gene ehd4, whose product is annotated as EH-domain containing 4. The transcript is spliced from 9 exons. Gene Ontology annotation, molecular function: protein binding; calcium ion binding; GTP binding. NCBI's taxonomy places the organism in Eukaryota, Metazoa, Chordata, Actinopteri, Perciformes, Anarhichadidae. Gene Ontology annotation, cellular component: plasma membrane; cytoplasm. Gene Ontology annotation, biological process: endocytosis; endosomal transport. The coding region runs from base 224 to 1876 and encodes 550 amino acids. The record is from RefSeq and is a predicted model, not a curated record.